This is a messenger RNA of Paramecium sonneborni, 570 nucleotides long. The record is from the annotation of a GenBank genome assembly. Lineage: Eukaryota; Ciliophora; Oligohymenophorea; Peniculida; Parameciidae.
AUGAAUUCUCCAAGAGCAGAAACCCUUGAUUAAGAAUUGAGUGAAGCAAUUAAUAAAAUAUAUAAUGGUUGCUAGAAAAUCAAUGCAAAACAUCUAAAGAUAAGAAUUUUGUAAUGGUUGGAUAAAGUGAGAACUCCAACACAUAAUUUUAUUUGGAAAUAGAAUUCUUUACUUUAUGCACGUGUUCUUUUAGAAAUGACUCUAGAACAACAAUUAGAUAAGCCAUUUCGAGGUGUCCCUCCAGAUGGUCCAUUACCACGUUUGGAUAAAUUUGAUGUCGUAAUAUGAUCAAUCUUAUUCCAAAAGCCUUAACAUAUAUGGUAGAAAAUCAAAUAAAUAUCUAACCAAUAGCCUAUGUCCCCUAGAAAACCUUUAGGCACGCUUACCAAUAGAAAUUUUACUCCAAAAUUAAAAACUGAACCAAUUCAAUACAAAUCUAAUAAAUUCCAUAAUAGCUAAAAGUCUUAAAAAUGGGAUUAGAUCAAAGAAACACUAGAAGGAGCAAAUAAAAACAUGAGAGAAUUUAAGUUAUUCUUAGAAAACAUCUAAAAUGAAAAACUAUUGAUGUGA